AUCUCUGUGUUGUCCCUUACUGUGUUAGUUACCUUACCUACUUAAUUUAGAAAGAGUUGCUUACGAAAGAUUUUGUGAUGCUAGUGGUGGUAACUUUUGGUUAAAGAUAUCACUGCAAACAUGAAACAAACUUUCAUAAAUAAAAAAUAGUUUUUUUUUUUUUAAUACAAUAUCAAAUUUAGUUGAGAAUUUGAAGAGCUAACUGACAGUUUGUUAGUUGAGAAAAAAUUGGAACUUUUACAAAAACAGUACUAAAGCAAGAAUGUUACAUCUGAUUACUAAAAUAAUGGGUUAAGAAUGGUAAUUAUUAACAACUAAUCAAGGUCUAAAAUAAUGCCCAACUGUGAAGAUUUGGAUGAAGUUAUGUAACAAAAGGGCCAAAACUUCACAGCAAAGAAACCUUCUAAGAAUAGCAAAGGGUUGGGAAAAUGUCAAAAAUAUGCAUGCCUCUUGUGUGCUGUAUGGAUGUGUAUAAUCUAAGUCAAUGACUUAUCCCAAAAAAUAUGGCUGCAAAUUUGGAUGUUUUGUGGAAGCUGAGCUCAGUAUAUCAGCUUUAUAUCCAAAUUCCCUAAAGAGAGUACUUUAUUAGUUAUUACAACAUCUGCAAAAACUUGUGUGUGAACUGAGGAGAUAUGUUUUUUCUAUGCAGUGGACAGGUGCUGCUCAAAACUGAAAACGCGUAGCAGUGUCUACGUCAUAUUUGGAAAGCUCAGCAGAGAACCAGGGAUCACAAAUAUCGGAUUUCUUGCUGUUUGUGAGGAAACAUUCUGUCUAUUUUGGAAACAUAGUGCUCUUGCUACUUAGAGAAUUUGCAUAGGUUGUCUGUUUUUAUGUAUGAGAUCAUACCAGAUUUAUUGCAUUUGGAUUGUUUAAGGUUAACUUCACAGAAACAGUCAUAUGUCAGAGUAAAAAUACAAAGAUUGCAGUAAAAAUUAUUGCACAGACAAAUUGAUAUAUGGCUAAUCUCCUAAUUACAAUCACUUAAACCAUGAUGUAUCAAUUAAACUGCAACCAUACAUUAUUGAAGCUAUAUAUGAGGCAUAUAGGAACACUCAGCAGCAGGUGUGAAUUUUCAUCUUGGAACAUAAAGAUUAGCUUAGCGUAAAAGAAUACAAGAGCGAGGCUCUUCAUCAUAGUCGUGCAACUAUAUGCAAUGCGCUUGAAUCACGCAAGUUUUGUUGGGAAAAAUAUAGGUAAGUAGGCAAUGAUUUAUAGCAGCUGUAUCUAAGAAUAGGUUUGUAUGAGGAGAAUGUGCAUAGCAAGCAUUAUAAACAUGAGCAUGCUCUUUAACUCCUAGAAGCAUAGGAUUCUUGCCUAUUCAUCUGUAUCAACUGAUGCUGGAGAGAUGGAAAAUGAAAACCAGUAAAUCACACAAAAGAAAGCAGGAACACUCAUAUUCUGCUUCAUGUAUAGAUGUAUUGAUGCAGAAAAUCUUCAUGAGUGCAGUCUAUACCUAUUACAAAUUAUAUUUCAUCAUUUUUCAGCAUAUAUUAAAGUAAUUGAUCCACUAAUAAAGUUCCUCAUUCAAAAUUCAAAUAGAACAUAGGGUGAUGAUGCUUUCACCUGUGGGAUUAUUGCCUGAGUAUAGAUGGAAAUUAAUUACAACACUAUCUUGAAAAUACUGCACAUUCUGUAAUCCUUGGAAAAUGAUGAAGGUCACAUGAGCUCAUCCUUGGUGUUGACUGUUGAUAGUAUACGCGACUUUAUACGCCUAAAAAAGGAGAAAAUACAGAGACAAACAGAGGCUACACUCUCCUAUUUAUAGUGCAAAUGAAGGUGUGUUGUGAAAUUGAGGCAAUGGCUACUGGUUUGCAGUGUUUUUGGGGGCUGUCUCUCUCACUUUCACUUUCACUUUGUUUGAUUCAUGCAAUAUCCACUACUCCUCAUGUUUACAUUGUCUACUUAGGGAAAGUCCAGCAUUCCGAUCCUCUACGUGCACACGAGCAUCAUCUUCGCCACCUUGGCAGCGUAUUCCAUAGCAACGAAGAAGCAAAGGAGGCAAUGGUCCAUAGCUACAAGCUUUCCUUGUCUGGAUUUGCUGCAACUCUCAAUGCAACCCAAGCAGCCAUCUUGACAAAUAGGAAAGGCGUGAUCUCGGUGUUCCGGAGCAGGACACUGAAGCUGCACACCACCAGAAGCUGGGAUUUCAUGGGACUUACCCUGCCCCUGCACGGACAGGGACAGGGGCAACUACCAUUGCAGCUCACCCAUGGAGACGACGUCGUUGUCGCUGUCUUUGACUCAGGUGUGUGGCCGGAGUCGGGUAGCUUCAAGGAGGAGGCCGGCAUGGGGCCGGUGCCGAAGCAGUGGAAGGGAGCAUGCGACGGCGGAGAAGCGUUCGACGCCGAGAAACACUGCAACAAGAAGCUCAUCGGAGCCAGAUAUUUCAAGGCAGGUUUCGAGAGAUCCUACGGCAAGAUCAACAAGACACGCAAUCCCGAAUACCUCUCGGCUCGAGACAUCCUCGGACACGGAACACACACCGCCGCCACCGCCGUCGGAUCCAGAGUGAAGAACGUCGAUCUGUUCGGGGCUGCGGGCGGCGUGGCCCGCGGCGGCGCUCCCAGGGCGAGGCUGGCGGUGUACAAAGUGUGCUGGAACCGCGGCGGCGACGGGGCGUGCACCGAAGCGGACGUGCUGGCGGCCUUCGACCAGGCGCUGCACGACGGCGUGCACGUGAUAUCGGCGUCGAUCGGGCGGAGGCUGCCGCUGAGGCUGAACUCGGCGGCGGGGGUGGGGUCCUUCCACGCGAUGCAGGCCGGGGUGAGCGUGGUGUUUGCGGCGGGGAAUUCGGGGCCGGAUUUGUCCACCGUUGAUAACGUGUUUCCGUGGAGCAUCUCCGUCGCUGCUUCCACCGUUGAUCGGACUUUCCCCACCGAGAUUUUGCUCCACAACGCCACCUCUUUCCUCGGUGAAGGUUUGGUAACCAAAUGUAUAAGCGGAGCACUAGCAAGAACUAGAGAUUUUUUUUACAACGGGAUUUGUGAUAUGGAUAACCGGAAUCUAACGGGUCGAUCGGCGUCGGGUUUGAUACUCCUUUGCUUCUCGGACGACGGAUCGGAGGUGUUGAGCAUGAGAGCGGAGUAUGCAGCAAGCCAAAUAAACGCAGCAGCGCUCAUCUUUGUGCAGCCAAUAACCAGACCUCUUGCUGUUCUAAGCAUAAUACCCCUUGUACGAAUAGACAUAAUUCAAGGCACAAAAUUGGGCCAACUAAGCUAUGGCACCAAGAUGCGCAUCCUGCCGAGUGAAACGGUCAUAAAAAGGUCGCCGGCGCCUGUGGUUGCGGCUUUUUCCUCGAGAGGUCCUAGCUCUAUUUCGCCGGAUUUUCUCAAGCCGGACAUUAGUGCACCGGGAGUAAACAUAUUGGCGGCAUGGUCGCCCAAGAGUCCUCCGACGACAUUUUCCGGCGAUAAUCGAUCGGUUGAAUGGAAUAUGUUAUCGGGAACGUCUAUGUCAUGUCCCCAUGUCUCCGGUGUCGUCGCGCUUCUCAAGUCUGCACAUCCACAUUGGUCUCCUGCUGCAAUUAGAUCUGCCCUCUUGACAACAGCUUACAACGUGGACAUAUAUGGCGACGACAUAGCAAUUGAAGCGUCGGAGAAAUCUGCGGAUCCGUUCGACAUCGGAUCGGGACACAUUGAUCCACUAAAGGCCUUAGAUCCGGGACUUGUCUACGACGCCACAACGACGGACUAUGUUCAUUUUCUAUGCAACAUGGGGUAUUCCGAAGCCCAAAUACAAGCCAUGCUCAUCUGCCCAAUACUAACAAUCACGUGCCCGGACAAGCCCGAGCCCAACUGGAACAUAAACUACCCAUCCAUCACCAUGUCGGACCUCAGGUACGCCACCACGGUCAAGAGAAGUGUGAGAAACGUGGGGCAUUCCAAAACGGGUGUGUACUAUGUUAGCGUGGUGAAACCACAUGGCGUUGAGGUUGUGGUUUGGCCCAGAGUGUUGGUGUUUUCCCCUUUUAAAGAGGAGAUUACGUAUCACGUGACUAUGAGUCCGCUCAAGAUAUCUCAAGGUAGAUAUGAUUUCGGGUCUAUUAUGUGGUCCGAUGGAUUCCAUCAUGUUAGAAGCCCUCUGGUUGUGCAGGUCAAUACUAAUGCGGCUCUGACCGCCACUAUUGUUGAUGCGUGAAACUCUCUCUCGGAUAUAUGGUGGAUGUAAAUCACCUCUAUUGUCAUUUUAACGAAAUUACUUUCGUAUUCAAUAUUGCAAAUUGUCUUUAGAUGCAUCAUCUAUUGAUCUAAAAGAUUUUUCUAAACGAGCUAGUUCGUGUGUUACUUGAGCUUCUAAUCACGACGCACUUAAUCUAUACUAAUAGAAAAAGAGUUUAAGGCACAACUUGUGGAUUGCUUAUUUUACCCCUAUUAUAUAUUUAUUAUUAUAUUUAUAAAAUAUAAAUCUAUUUUGAUAUACAUUUAUUUGUCAUCCAAAUCUAUAAAGAAUACUUUAUAUCUGUAGCUAUUGAUAAGACUUAUAAAUAAAUAUAUAUCCAUUCAGUAAAUGAUCUAAUAAAAGUAAUGAAUUAAUAGAUUUUUUAAAUAAUAAAUUAUCAAUUAAAAUAACAUUAAUUGCACGUACAACGUACGUUCUUUCGGCUAAUUAUUCAAAAAACGCAAAAAACUUGCAUGCGGACCGCCGCAUGCUAUGCGGCCGCGUUCCUUAUACACUAUAUUAAACUUUUUAUAAUGAAUAAAUAAAAAAUCAUCACAUGGUGCAAUGGCAACAAUUGACUAUUAUCUUUAUUCUUGAGGUAGGGGGUUUGAAACCCAAUACUUGCUUUUUUUGCGAUUUUAUUCUUUUUUUUUUUUAAUCUUUUUGUUCUUUUUUUUCUUUUUUGCGAUUUUUUUUAUGUUUUUGUUCUUUUUUCAUUUUUUGCAUUUUUGCGAUUUUGUUCUUCUUUUUUCACGUUUUUUUUCUUUUCCUGUUUUUUUUAGUUUUUUUUGUAUUUUAUUUUUUGCAUUUAUAUAAAUAUAUUUCUUUUUUUUUCUUUUUAUCAUUUCUUUUUAUUACUUUUCUUUUGCAUUUUUUUACAUAUAUUUUUCUAUUUUUUUUACGUUUUUUUG
Messenger RNA from Salvia miltiorrhiza (redroot sage), 5069 nucleotides. RefSeq names its product subtilisin-like protease SBT3.18. Gene Ontology annotation, molecular function: serine-type endopeptidase activity. The record is from RefSeq and is a predicted model, not a curated record. Lineage: Eukaryota; Viridiplantae; Streptophyta; Magnoliopsida; Lamiales; Lamiaceae. The coding region runs from base 1771 to 4137 and encodes 788 amino acids. The transcript has 9 exons. Gene Ontology annotation, biological process: proteolysis.